AUGAAGACCUCCCAACGGUUUACCAUGAAACAGAAUGACCCCAGGCUCUUUUGGGACCAACAUUAUAUAGGAGAAUAUCCAGAUAAUUUCACCAAAAGAAUAAGGCCUAGGGCAUUUAAUCCAAGUCAAUUUGAUACCAGACUAGAAGAAAUCCUUAGUAGUGUAGAUGUAAAGGGCGUCAGCAUUAAAACUCCCGAGGACUUCCACAAUAUUGCGAUACCUUCUACAUUUCCAGAUUAUCAACCAUUUGAUGCAAGGUUUACGUUUUCCAUAUUAUUGCAUUUCCUAGAGAGGUACGAGCUUGAUGAACUACCUGGAUUCCAUUGGGCCGAUUUCACAAGUAUGGAAUCAUUGGAAAAGUAUCUUUUCAGUAUUAAACUGUCUUGCGCUGAUUUUGAUAUUAGAACACAGAAUCUAACAACGGAUGCCAAGGAAGACAGGAGGAAUCCAAACAGAUACUGCAUUGAUGAUACCGAUAUACCAAAAUUACUUGAAACUUCAAAAGAUGGGGAAUUAGUCAAAAAUUUGAAAUAUAUUCAAGAGCAAACUUUUUCGACUGGAUUUCAUAUAUUUACGAAUUGUGGCAGACAGUCCUUUGAGUUUCGUCCUAUAAUAGGUAGGUCUUAUAUCUAUGAUUUCAUGCCAUCGCCAAAAUCAUUGAUUCUCUUAUUUCCCGAGUUUAAAGCAUUUCAAAUUGACAUCAACCAAGACAAGAAAUUGAAAUUGGUCCAAUACGCUGAUGUGGUAGAGAGAUCUAUAAAUGCCAAGGAUCAAAUUAUUAGUUUCAUGAAGGCUUUGCCUAUAAAAACCAACCCCAUGCAUUAUAAUAUUGAAUUGAAUCAUGAUGAAUUUAUUGACAAAUCACCCGAAAUAAUUGAACACCUAGAAGCCUCCGAUGAACCAUUAUCACAAAGAGAUCAAUUGUAUUUAGAAGGAUUGAAGUUUUCCAAUGCAAUCGAUAAACCUUAUAAAUUUUUCUCCGAAGCCUCGAUACUUAAAUCGCAAAAUGGGUUUUCGUCGGGGAUGCAUUAUGACUGGAGAUUUUUUAAUGGGAAUAUAGUGAAUUCUCCAAAGAAUGAUAUGUCUAUUCAUGGAUUAUUGAAGGCGAUGUUCAAACUAGCAAAUGCGUAUGAUAUCAAAUGUUGGAUUGCACAUGGGUCAUUGUUAUCCUGGUACUGGGAUGGUAUGAAAUUCCCUUGGGAUGGAGAUGUUGAUAUUACAAUGCCAAUUGAUGAAUUACACCACUUGACUAGACAGUUUAACCAGAGUCUAAUUGUUGAUUUUGGGAAUGAUAUCGAUCUGCAAAUCCGUUACGGGCGAUACUUUUUGGAUUCGUCAGCUUUUAUUAGUAGAAGAACGAAAGAAAACGGAAGGAAUAAUAUUGAUGCACGGCUAAUUGAUAUCGAUACUGGCAUUUAUAUUGACAUAACUGGAUUAGCGGUAACGUCAGCUAAAGCUCCUGACCGGUACGAUUAUUUAUUAAAAUCAACUGAAUACGAGCGCGACUCUGAGAGAAAUAUCAAGGAUACGUCAGUUACUGAAUACGAUGUCAAUACAUUCUUGCAAGCUUAUAAUUGCAAAAAUAACCAAUUCUUCAGGCUAAAAGAAUUAAGCCCUUUAAUGCUAUCUUUAUUUGAUGGAGAAUUCACAUAUGUCCCGAAUCAAAUAUCUAAUAUUUUAAUCAGCAAGUUUUCUCCGAAAUCAAUUACCAAAACACAAUAUAAAGACUACACCUAUGUUCCAAUAUUGCGACUUUGGUUGAAAACUGAAGUACUUUAUGAUUUCUUAGCAGCUACUACAAAACGAACCAAGAAAGAGAUGAAAGAUAAGAAGGUCGUUCCUGAGUUGAAUGAAGACCAAUGCUUGGAAUUACUAAGAACAAAAACUGAUAUCCUAGCAGAAUAUGUAAGAACCAGAAGGAUGACCGCAUUCCAUGAUGAAGAGAUUAAGAUGUUGCUACAGGAUGAAUCUACUGAAUUGUUAAAUUAUGAAGAAGGUACAUUGAUCGAUAAUACCGCUGUGUUCAGACCAGAUAUGUUUACGUGGGCAACUUUAAAGGAAAGAAACACUUACGACAAGGUUUGGAAGCGAGUGAAUAAAUUACUCAACGAAUAUGAAAAGAAAGGGAAAAAGGCACUGAAAGUAAUUCUUGGGGCGGAUGUCAUUCCAAAGGAAAAGCUACCAGAAGACGACAACAAUCCAGAGCAGAAUAAACUCAAAAGCAACGGAGAAAACGCAAUACAAAAGCAACAGCCAGUAAAGAUGAGCGAAGAUCCAAUAAAAGACGAUCCGAAUCUUAAGGUUCAAGACCUAGGUGAAUCUGGUAAGUCGCCUAAACUUAUUAACGUGCUUGAAGAAUUUUCCAAGGCUUUUGAAGGUGCAGGCAAAAUAAAGGAGCUUAUGAACUCAGACAAGUUACUAGAAGAAGCGGAAUUGUAG
Molecule: messenger RNA, 2439 nt
Organism: Hemisphaericaspora subhashii
Lineage: Eukaryota; Fungi; Ascomycota; Pichiomycetes; Serinales; Debaryomycetaceae
Exons: 3
Coding region: 1-2439 (812 amino acids)
Source: RefSeq, a predicted model, not a curated record